AUGAGUAAGUUCGGAGUUAUGGUAAUGGGCCCCGCCGGGGCUGGCAAGUCCACCUUUUGCGCCUCCCUUAUAACCCACUUACAACUUAACCGUCGCUCGUGCUUCUACGUCAACCUCGAUCCUGCCGCCGAGUCCUUCGAACAUACACCAGAUCUAGAUAUCAAAGAUCUAAUAUCGCUCCAAGAUGUUAUGGAGGAGAUGGGCCUUGGCCCAAAUGGCGGUCUUAUCUACUGCUUCGAAUUCCUCAUGGAAAAUCUCGAUUUCCUAACGGAGGCAUUAGACUCCCUCACUGAGGAGUACCUCAUCAUUUUUGACAUGCCCGGCCAGAUCGAGCUCUAUACCCACGUUCCUAUCUUACCCGCGCUCGUCCGAUUCUUGACACGAUCCGGCUCUCUUGACAUUCGGCUCUGUGCUGCCUAUCUCUUAGAAGCUACUUUUAUCGUGGAUAGAGCCAAGUUCUUUGCUGGUACUCUGAGCGCUAUGAGUGCCAUGAUCAUGUUAGAGGUCCCCCAUAUCAAUAUUCUGUCUAAAAUGGAUCUUGUAAAAGAUCAGGUCCGCAAGAAAGAUAUGAAACGAUUCCUCACGCCAGAUACUGGCCUACUAGACGAUGACCCGGAUGAUAUUGCUCGGCGAAAGGCAGAGGGUGUGACAGAAGAGGAAGAUGAGGCGGGAAACCCCCAGGACAAGGAUGCCGUCAUGCGAGGUUCAAGCUUCCGACAGCUCAACCGGGCAGUCGCAAACCUGAUCGAGAAUUUUAGCAUGGUUAGUUACCUAAAGCUAGAUGUGCAAGAUGAGGAUAGCGUCGGGGCCAUUCUCAGCUAUAUCGACGACUGCAUCCAGUAUCACGAAGCUCAAGAGCCAAAGGAAUUAAAGGAUGAUGAGUUUGACAAUAUGGAUGAUGGUAUAGAUGGGUGA
Molecule: messenger RNA, 915 nt
Organism: Daldinia childiae
Lineage: Eukaryota; Fungi; Ascomycota; Sordariomycetes; Xylariales; Hypoxylaceae
Product: GPN-loop GTPase 3
Exons: 2
Coding region: 1-915 (304 amino acids)
Molecular function (GO): GTPase activity
Source: RefSeq, a predicted model, not a curated record